UCAUUUACCUUCGUCCUCACCGCCAUGGCUUCUCCGAGUCCCCCUGCUGAAGCUGUUCCGAAACAAGACAGCGCUGAACAAGAAGAGACUGCUGAGGGAAGCUCUGGCAAUGAAAGUGGUCAAGCUGGCGACAAGGACUCCCGCGCUUCCCUUCAGGCUCGCUUCGCCGCUUUACAGAAGCGACGCACGCAAUCCCAGCGCGCCAACCUGAAGUCGCUUCAGGAGAGCACCCAACAAACGAGGCAGACUGCGCGCGACGAACAGCGACUUGCGCGGCAACGGAAACUCGUGGAGGAGUUGCGCUUGAAGGCAGAGGCGUCGGAUCCGGAGGAUGUGGAACGCGCGAAGAACUGGUCGUACUCAAUUGAAGAGAACGAUGAGUGGGAGAAGAAGUUGCGGAGGAAAAGGCGAAGGGCGGAGUACGAGUUCAAUGACGACGCAGAUGCUUCACGGCGCAAAUACAAGAAGGACCUUGACUUGAUCAAGCCAGACUUGACUGCCUAUGAAGAGCAGAAGGCCCAGGCGCUCGCUAGCGGAAGCAGUAGCAGCGCCCUCGUGCGCAGGGACGACGGUGGCGAGGUCGUCCCCGCGGCCAAUGAAGCUCACGAUGCACUCUACCGCACAGCAAACACGCUGCUAUAUGGUGACCACAAGCCAAGUGAGGAAGCGAUCGACCGCGUCGUUGGCAAAGUCAACAGAGACAUCGAGAAGAAGCAGAAGUUCCAUCGCAAGCGCAUCAACGAAGACGAGGGCGACAUCACAUAUAUCAACGAGCAGAACAGGGUCUUCAACAAGAAGAUUGGUCGCUUCUACGACAAGUAUACGGCUGAGAUCCGGGCAAGCUUCGAGCGUGGAACGGCGCUUUAGGCGUGUUCAUUGGCUUCUGCGUCCCUCCUCCACCGCCAUAUUUCUGUCGACUGCGUCGUUACCUCAGCCGACACCAUACUCGCUAUCGUCAUCUAUACUCUCACUCAGGAUCCUCUUUGCUUGUAUCUCUCAAUAUCAUAUGGCGCAUGUACCACAUCCAAGCAGCUCUCACCUGUUAGUGAUCGUACAUUUGGGGUGAGUCCCGGGUUUGCGUCAAUGGUGAUCUCUUCGCUCUUCCGUCUUACCCUUCAGCACACAUGACCAGGUGUGGGCGCCUUGUCUCUCGACAGUCGCGUGAAAAUCGACGGAUUUGCCGCACGAUACUCAGAUUAGUGAAUUAAUCGAGCUUCGACGCCACCGUCUCGCUGUCUGGCCCGCACCCUCCCCGUUUGCUGGUCCGCAGCCCUUCUCAUGAAUCCAGCUCGGG
This is a messenger RNA of Schizophyllum commune H4-8, 1294 nucleotides long. RefSeq names its product SYF2-domain-containing protein. The record is from RefSeq and is a predicted model, not a curated record. The transcript has 5 exons. NCBI's taxonomy places the organism in Eukaryota, Fungi, Basidiomycota, Agaricomycetes, Agaricales, Schizophyllaceae. Gene Ontology annotation, cellular component: Prp19 complex; catalytic step 2 spliceosome; post-mRNA release spliceosomal complex. The coding region runs from base 25 to 867 and encodes 280 amino acids.